AUGGUGAAAGCCAACAUUACAUGGAUGAGUGAUUUUUACCUGACUGAACUGUCUGACCUCCCAGAAGUGGAGAUUUCCCUCUUUGUGAUAGUUCUUCUAAUCUACUUGACCACACUUGCAGGGAAUGGGGCUCUCCUCCUGGCAAUAGGGACCAAUGAUCACCUCCGGACCCCCAUGUACUUCUUCCUCAGCAAUUUGUCUUUCCUAGACAUUCUUUGUCCAACUGUCACUGUGCCAAAGAUGCUCCAAAUUCUCUUGUCAGAGAACAAGAGAAUGUCAUUUGUGGCCUGCAUGCUACAAGUAUUCUUUCUAAUUGAUGUGAUCAGCACUGAAGUUUUCUUGCUAGCAGUAAUGGCCUAUGACCGCUACGUAGCCAUAUGUAGCCCUCUACACUACACAAACAUCAUGAAUAAACGGUUGUGUUCUCAGCUGACUGCUGGGACCUGGUUGUUGGGCUUUCUCAAUUCCAUGGUUCACACCUCAUUGACUUUUUCCUUGUCCUUUUGUGGACAGAAUAAAGUUAACCAAUAUUACUGUGACCUUCAUCCAGUGAUGGCUCUCUCUUGCUCUUCUACCUUUUUUCCUGAGAUGGUUGUUCUCCUUGUGGCCAGUGCCAUAGGAGGUGCUGCUUUCCUAGUUACCCUGAUUUCUUAUAUCUAUAUCAUUUCUGCCAUUUUGCACAUGCACUCUUCAGAGGGCAGGCACAAAGCCUUUUCCACCUGUGGAUCCCACUUGAUUGUAGUUUGCCUGUUCUAUGGAGCUGCCAUCUCCACCUAUGCUCGCCCAGCUUCUACUUAUGCCCACACACAGGUCCGGAUUGUUUCCAUGUUAUAUGGGGUUGUUACUCCCAUGCUAAACCCUAUGAUCUAUAGUCUGAGAAAUAAGGAUGUGAAAAAGGCCUUGGUCAAAACACUGAGCUUGACAGAAUUCUUGUGA
This is a messenger RNA of Anolis sagrei ordinatus, 936 nucleotides long. Its product is annotated as olfactory receptor 5V1-like. Gene Ontology annotation, biological process: G protein-coupled receptor signaling pathway. Gene Ontology annotation, molecular function: odorant binding; olfactory receptor activity; G protein-coupled receptor activity. Lineage: Eukaryota; Metazoa; Chordata; Lepidosauria; Squamata; Anolidae. The record is from RefSeq and is a predicted model, not a curated record. Gene Ontology annotation, cellular component: membrane.